Molecule: messenger RNA, 911 nt
Organism: Myxocyprinus asiaticus (Chinese sucker)
Lineage: Eukaryota; Metazoa; Chordata; Actinopteri; Cypriniformes; Catostomidae
Gene: cxcl20
Product: chemokine (C-X-C motif) ligand 20
Exons: 5
Coding region: 243-572 (109 amino acids)
Biological process (GO): inflammatory response; neutrophil chemotaxis; chemokine-mediated signaling pathway
Cellular component (GO): extracellular region
Molecular function (GO): chemokine activity; CXCR chemokine receptor binding
Source: RefSeq, a predicted model, not a curated record
GCUGGCUGAGCGCAGUUAAAGGAGCAGCAGCUUGACCAGAAGUUCACUGUCAUUGACCUGAAUAAACAGCGGGAGGGCAAACUGAGACGCAUCAAACGGUUUUGCUGAGAUAAGUUCAUUGGAAGGUUAGAAAAUGAAAGUAAGUAGCUGGUUUAUAAAGGAAAGACUUCAUAGGGUGAGACAUUCCUCUGCAGUUUAGAUCAUCGCCUCUUGUCUGUACGGACUCAUCUGAUACAUUUGCAAUGAAUCUGUUUUUUCUCACAUUGCUGUGUGCCCUUGUGUUUGGAGUCAGUCUUACAAACUGUGCAGCGCACGUCGGGGGGUCUGCAGGACGGUGUUUAUGCCAUGGGACAAUGCUAAAAUCAGUAAAGCCUGGAUCAGUUCGUACAUUCAGAUUGUUUCCACCCAGUGCCUCCUGCUCACAGACUGAGAUUUUAUUGACUGUAAAGAGAAAAGGAAUGGGAAAAGGAAUGGGAAAACGGUGGGUGUGUCUGGAUCCAAGUGAGAAGCAAGGACAGAUGUUAAUCAGCAGCAAAGGUCUCAAGAGGCAAAACAAAAAGCGAAAGUAUUAAGGAAGAAAAAGGAAGAAUAAAAAUGAAGAUGACUAUAUUUCAUGGUCUAGCAAAGCCAUUUACCAUAACUGUACAUUUUCUUACUUUUUAAAAUGUUUUUUUUUUUAUUUUGUUACACAUUUUCUAACUAUAAAAUAUAUAUGAUGGUUUUAAAUUGUAGUCAAUUUUUUGUUCUGUAAAGAAAGUUCUUAACUGAAAUAUUGGAUGAAGUAUUGGACACCUUGUGUAAUUGUUUUUUAUUCACAAUAUUUUGUAACUUGUUUAUUCAUAUAAUUGUUUCUUAUCCAAAGAAAAGUGGUCUGUGAUAUAACUAAGCAAUAAAAAUCAUUUCCAUGGGAA